AUGAGCGAGGAACGGACAGGUGAGGUGGCGGCCGCCCAACCUCCUCCUUCCGAACAGCAAGCGGUCGACAAUGCUGAGCAGCAUGUCGGCCCCGUCGACGCAUCUGCCACGCCUGAUCACCAAAGCGUAAAUGACACAGGGGCCCAGCAAUCUGCCGCAUCACAUACAGCUGCGGUCAAUGAUGAAGCGCUGCACUCAACCAUCACGGCAUCCACGUCCGAGCGUGACGUCGAAGCCUUGACCGCCCUGCACGAACGCGCCGAGAAUCUGUCCGACAACAGUGCAACCGCCUCAGCAGCGUUCAACCUGGCAGCAGCAGCGUCGUCAUCGCAAAUGGCGGGUAUACCUGCAAAGAAGUUCACUUCGCUCAAUGUCAACAAGCGCUUCCUCGAAAAGGCGAGCCCGACCCCUUCUGUCGCUUCGCCAGCCACUCUCAAGCUCGGCACCUCGGCCUCGCCCCUGCCAACCCAUCGUCUCUCGUCGCCAUCCGCCACCUCUCGAUUGACAUCCGCGAAGCUUUCCAGCGUUCCUAAACCUCAGCCGGCCGGUUGGGCCACAACCAAGCCGGCGACUGCGCCAACCACAAAGACAGCUCCGUCGUCGCAGCCUCCCGCACUUGCCGAGUCGACGGCAGUGCCUGCUCCCGCCUCCGAUGCAACUCCAGCUGCUCCCGCAUCCGCAGACCCGUUGCCCGCAGAAGCAUCUGCACCUCUGCCGAAGGCGGCGCCGAGUCCUAAGCCCAGCAAUCUUUCAACGUCACAGGCCGCGAAUGGUGCUACGGCGGCCGUUGCCUCGCCACGGUUGGUUAGCAUGGGUAGGGAUUCGCCGAGGCCAGGCUCUGCUGGUCUUGACAGUGGCUCCGGCCAAGGCAGAGCUAGUCCAGGUCUUCGCAACGCCGCGCUCGGCUCGUCUUUGCGAGCUCCGAGUCCUGCCAACGUCAGUCGAGCUCCCUGGGCCGGUGUCAAGUCUGGCCUCUCACCUCAUCCUCCUUCCACGCGAGGAACCAAAUUGUCCGACUUUCCCACCGCCGCCGAAGCCGCACGCGCAAAGCAGGAGCAGGAGGAGAGGGCUGCAGCCGCUGCUGCCAGGGAGUCUGCCAGACAGCAAGCCGCACUUCAGGCCCUCGACCGUUUCAGAGGCACAUCGCUUGGUUCAGGAAAGCACUGGGACGAGAUGGAGGACGAAGACGGAGGCUUCCUCGGUGAGGUCGUCGAAUUUGGUGACGGGUCGCAGUACAAGAUCCCUACAUCCAACGAUGGUUCUCGCGGAGAAGCGGAUGAUGGUCCGCCUGUGUCCAAAGAGGACCGCUUCAAGGACGUCAGUCACGACCGCAGCUGGCCUCAGCGCGAUCUGGCACGACCUGCUCCGACAGCUCCGGCCGAACGAGCCAGACCAGCAGCAGCUCAGCCACCCGCGUGGGGUCCCAUGAAGAAUCGUGAGAUGGCAACAUCAACUCCGAAUGAAUCUUCGCAACCUUCGGCUCGACCGUCUCGCUCAGAGCAACGAGCCGAAAAGGUCAUAAUCCCCACCACGGGUGCUUCCGUCUCACUCCGGUCGCCAACAGAAAGUAGAGACGUGUCAGGGUUCUCGUACGGUCGCGAGAGAAGGCCGGGACUUGGCGCAACACCCUAUGGUGGCCGACAAGAGCAAUCCGGCCCUCCGCCAUCUUCCAACCCUACCUCCACACAGGCCGCAAGGUCUUGGGGUCCUCUUGCUCAACGACAGGCUUCCCUCAAUCCAGGAUCCGCACCACCCCCUGUCGCACCCACCAAAGCACCCACCGCCGCUGAUAUCAGCGUACCGCGUGUAAGCGCGGCUCCGACAACCGCCGUACCUGAGCCGGCCAGAGCUGUCGCCCCGCUCCCCUCCGCUGAGCAGCAACAACAGCAACAGCAGCAGCAGCAGUCACAAUCUGCGCCACAGCCGAUUCGCGAGAGGCACGAGGUGCCCGCUCGCGAGCCUCAAACCUCAGCCGCCAAGCCGCUCGGUGCCAAUGGCCGCCCGCUCCCGCCUCAUCUCCUCGUUGCUGGUUCUGGCGACAGCCGUCCACCUAUGCAAGCGACGACGAACAGGCCUCUGCCUCCUCACCUCGCCCAGAACCUACGCCCCGCUGUACCUGCGCAAGCUCCCGACUCUGUCGGCCGCAAGACUUCUCAUGCUUACGAGGAGGUGAGUCGACCGGACGUCACCGCUGGAUCGUUGUCGGCGCCAUCCGCGAACGCUGCGAAUCGCAUUCCAUCGGAUCGCGAGCCGUCUACCUCUCAGUCCCAGCAAGCAUCGAUCGGGCGCACAGAUAGCCAGCCUCGAGCGCCCUGGGGUCCCAAAGCCAUGGCUCAGACCAGAAUUCAGUCUUCGGCUGAUGCGCCCGAGCGUCAGCCACCUCCUCCAACGCAAGUACUGCCUCCUUCGUCCGAAGCCGUUCAGGAAGAGGACGUGCAUGCUUCCAUCGAGCGUGCUCGAAAGCGACGCCAGGAGGAAGAGCAAGCGCGACUUGCCGAGAGGGAACGUGCUCGCCAAAAGGCUCUCGCCAUCGAGGACAGAAUUCGGGCAGCACAACAGCAGAAAGAAGCCGAGGCGCAAGCAGCUGCGCAGAAGCAAGCGGUAGAGGCCAAAACAGCCGCCAUCGCCCUCGCCAGCGAAGACUCCUCGUCACUCAGAAAGUCGGGUCCGGCAGACAGCGUUGCGUCCUGGAGGACCGCGCGCCCAGAGGGUUUCGCAGCACACCCGGACUUCAGGAAAGCGCGUCAGCAGCAGGCGCCAGUGUCGCCGACCGACCGCAUCGUUGCCACCUCAGCCACGAGUCCAAGCGAGCAGAUUCGCGACGGCAGAACCGUGUCGUCGCAGCGUGCGCCUCGUCUUGAUGACGAGCGCAUUCUUCAUCGACGAGACCAGAGGACGGCACAGUAUAAGGACCAGCAUGAGCAGAGAAGCGCACUUAUCAAUAAUCAGCUCACUCGAUCUGGUCUGGAUCCCGAAAGCGAGGCACGAUUCGCAGAGUUCGUCGCCAAAGCUCAAGUAGCUGACGCUCCCAAAACCAUUCUUUCGAGACCCGUCAAACAAGCUUCUGCACCUGCCACACCCUCUGCCCCGGAAAUUCGCGUUGAUCCAUCCGCGCCGAGACCGAGCACAGACGCAAGGUCACAGAAGAUUGCAGACCGGUCCACUUCCAGAAUUCCUUCCGCCUCGAAGCCUAAAGACGCCGCGACGCAAGAUAGAUCGCCUCGGAUCGCAGCAGCCACGUCUGAAACUCCGGCAGUGCCUGUUGCGGCGCCGGUUCCGGUGCGCUUGCACCCCGUCGUGCCCAAGGAGAGCCUCGAGACUAGACAGGAAGCCGCACUGGAUGCACCACCUGCCUGGAACCGCUUCGUGGUUCACCUGAAGCCUUCGCGCCCACGACCCAAGCUAAACCGCUACCAGCAAAAGCAGCUUUUCGCCCGUAUUGCGGCCAUGAAAGCCUCCGGCCGAGCGGUCUAUCCCCUCACGUGGGAUCCUCCUCUUGCCCAUCUCUCGUUCAAGACGCUCUCACGGGACGAUCAAUUGUUUCCCAAGCGUUAUCAUCGUGGCACUGUGAUUGCGCCAGUCAAGCUGCCGUCGCGCGUGUUGCCGCGCGGGCUUCCUCCCAUUGUGCCGCAUAUCAUGUCGCAGACCGCCGGUCCGGGUUCGCGAAAGCAGGCUCGUUUCGAUCUGACUGCCCACCAGUCAGAGGCUCAGAGCGCGUCCGGACUGGGUUCACGAUUUGCCGCGGACGCACCCUCAACGACCUUGUCGCCGGCAAGUCAGAUUCAAGUCCGCUUGCCCGGUCAUCACGGCACUGUCGUCCAACCUCACGCUGGAGGCCACGUGUCUGGUGGCCUGCAGGCGGAUCGACGCGACCGUCAGGUCGAUGCGACCACUGACGCCAUCAUCGGUGAAGUUCUCUCCUCCGGCGCGCCUCAGUCUGCCUUCGACGAUCGCACCAGGGCGGCCUUCCGUACAGCACCAGCACCAGCAGCAGCUGCUCCUGGCUCGCUUGGCCCUCUCGAUUAUCCACAGAACGGAUACUCCGUCGACAGCUUCGGUUCUCAAAACGGCACCGGCGCCUACCGGGCCAAGGGGCGCCGUGGAUCGAAUGCUGCUGUGGCGUUUUAUGACGAACGCCAAGUCAGCACGCCCUCGCCUGUCUCGUUCAUGGUCAACAGCGAGAUCAAGGGCGACGCAGCAGGCGCGCGAGGCUCGCUCUCGCCCUUUGCCAUCCCCGGUUCCACUCGAGCAUCGCAGACCCAAACACCAGCCAGUGCGGGAUCGAUGCUACCAUCACCCAGCAUGUCUACGCAGGGGACGUGGGGCCAGAGCUCGCUCACCUUCCCCGUCCUGGAGACGCGUUCUUCCAAUCUGGCAGACCGUGACCACAUCAAAAGCGUAUGGUCGCUCACCACCAAUUCGAAUGCUGGCGAGCUGCAAAACUCGCUCAAGGACAUUGGAGACGACUUCAUGCCUACCACCCUGCCUAUGAGCGUACACGACUUCCGCGCGGACGACGGUCACGCAAGAGGCGCCCAGGAUGACAAUGACUCGUGGGCCACCUUCAACCGAUACCAGCAGCAGCAGCAGUACAGUCGCGGUCAGCACGAGAUGAGCUCGCACUCGCGCGACCUGUCUCCCGUGAACAGUCGAUCCAACGGGUUUGAUCCGACCUCUCGCAGCCCAGCUCUGGGUAUGGACGCCUCUGCGGCGGCUGCGGCACGCGCCCGUGAAGCCGGACAGCAUUACUCUUCGGUCUCACAGCAAGCAUCCAAUGCCUACUCGUCUCUUAAUGGUGGGGGUUACGGACAGCAUCAGACGUCCUCCUACUCUCCACUAGAGCGGCAGCAGGAUGGAGGGAGCGGUCUGGGGAAAAGCGCCUUUGGAGCGUACAGUGGCUAUGGUGGCGGUGCGUCUGGCAACCAGGGAUCAAGUGUCACGACCGACGCACUGUAUUCAACUUACAGCGCAGGUUCAAUGACGCCUAACCGCCAGUCGUAUGGACAGUACGGCUCGCACGCUUCAACUGCUCGCUCUGCGCCCGGAUCACCUUACGGCGGAAUGAGCCGUCACGCGGGCAGCCUGAACAGCGGCGUCUCGGGCUAUUCACUCUUCCCCACUGGCGGCAGCGGCACCUCGACUAGCAACAACGUCGGCUCGAGGAACUCGCAGACGAGCAACGGGAUGGACGGACUGGGUGUCUUGGACGACACCGCGUUCGGGACGGGCAGGAGCCAAUUUUACGGCGCUCGCGGCUACCCGUCGCAGCAGCAGCAGCAGUCGUCAAGCCAGCAGAAUGCGACAGGUGCUUCAGGCACCUGGCCUACCUCGGCCACCGGCGCUGGUGGCAACAGCAGCAUCAGUGUUGCCGGUAGCGUGCUGCGACCUGCAGCUAGCGUCUUCAACCCGUCCAAGUACACGGCGCAGCGAGCAUCGCAAUCGCAGCAAGCACGGCUCGGGCAACACACGUCGCCCGCGUCGCAGCAGCAGCUUCAGUCGCACCACCACGCGCAGUCGGACUACUCGCUCGAUCCCACACCGAGCAGCAACAGCGUUGGUCCGAUCGAUCAGCGUGAGAGUGGACAGUACGGUCAAACGACUGCGUCUGGUGGCGCGUAUGGCUCCGGUGCGGGAUACUCUGCUUUUUCGACCGGCGCGGGUGUAUGGUAG
Messenger RNA from Pseudozyma hubeiensis SY62, 5670 nucleotides. RefSeq lists its product as hypothetical. The transcript has a single exon. Bases 1 to 5670 code for a protein of 1889 amino acids. The record is from RefSeq and is a predicted model, not a curated record. Lineage: Eukaryota; Fungi; Basidiomycota; Ustilaginomycetes; Ustilaginales; Ustilaginaceae.